AUUCCGCAUGGUAUAUAUAUGACCAAAGUUCUUUGUGAUUGAAAUUGAUUUGUUCACAAAGCAGUAGAUCAUCCAAUCCAAACAAUCUCUCAAUCAUGAACGCAUCAAAAACAGCCCUCUUGGUGUUGGACAUUCAACCGGCAUGUCUGGCCAAGUUAAAUGAUGUCGAGAAGUUGAUAGACAAUACCAAAAAACUCGUAGAAGGUGCUCGUGCAAAAGGAAUCACCGUCAUUUUCGUUCGUGUUGCGUUUACAGAUGAGGAAUUUCAAAACAUUCCAUCUACAAAUAAGACCUUUUCUCGCUUCUCUAAAAUGGGUAUCAAGACACCAUCGCAAAUGGGCUUUCAUGCUGAUGAUGAAUCAGCACAGAUUCAUCCAGAUCUAGGUGGUGUACAACCAAACGAUAUCCAAAUUCGUAAGAUUCGACCUGGACCUUUCACAAAUACAGAUUUGCACCAACAAUUGCAAAAUCGCAAAAUCGACAAUUUAGUCAUUACCGGUGUUGCGACCGCUAAUGCAGUCUUGACUACAGUUCGUAACGGGAUGGAUUUGGAUUACGGUAUGAUUAUUGUGACAGAUGCAUGUGCUGAUCCUGAUCCAGAAUUGCACAACACAAUGAUCAAGACAUUCGAACGUGCAGCUGAAAUUCUGACAACCGAAGAGACACUUCAAAGAUUUUCCUCAGCACAAUAAUGUCAUAAUCGUACAUCCGUCUAUUACACAGUAUGUAUAUGGUAUUGUGAGCCGGUACAAAUACAAGUUAGAGGGAAUGCCGAACUCAAACUCCUUUGUCGUGAAGGACAGAAUACUUUAAGUCCAAGAUUCCUUCCUUGGUCUCCAAGAUUUCUCUAAUCUCACUUGGAGGUUCAUCGCCAAGUUUCUCCGCUCUUUCC
This is a messenger RNA of Meira miltonrushii, 892 nucleotides long. Its product is annotated as Isochorismatase hydrolase. The transcript has 2 exons. NCBI's taxonomy places the organism in Eukaryota, Fungi, Basidiomycota, Exobasidiomycetes, Exobasidiales, Brachybasidiaceae. Bases 96 to 692 code for a protein of 198 amino acids. The record is from RefSeq and is a predicted model, not a curated record.